AUGGAUAUAAGUGUCAAGAAAGGCCUAGGUUACGGUAGGGAUUCUCUUUUGAGUUGCAACACAAAUGACAAUAGUGCACGCCUAUGGAGUCUUGAAGCUACGAUUUCCAAUGAAGCUGGAACGAUGACCACCCUUCCUCCAGUAUAUGCAUCGACUGCCACCCACCCUCAAAUAUAUGCAUCAACUGCCACCCACCCUCAAAUGUAUCCAUCAACUGCCGCCCUUCCUCAAAUGUAUCCGUCAACUGCCACGCUUCCUCAAAUAUAUGCAUCGACCGCCACAAAUCAAGCUCCGACUUAUUUUGGCCAGUCUUUUCAUGCUCCACCAUUAUAGGUAUGAAGACGUACAUUGCUCAUAUGCAGGUUCUGAUUUUCAGAGCAUUAUUGUACAAAUUGCGGAUUAUCGACGUCCAAGAAUUUACUAUGAUUACCUUGUAUUCUAACGGUUGGGUUGAAGACAUAGUUUGACUGUAUUUAGUUUUUCUUAUUCGUAGGACGUGUUCUUUUGAUAAUUUCGUAGGGGUGUGCUUCGAUGGGAGAUUGAGUUGGUUUAAGUUUUUGGACACAAUUCCAUGGACUUCAAAAAUUUAUGUUUUUUUU
Ilex paraguariensis (yerba mate) is the source of this 599-nucleotide messenger RNA. NCBI's taxonomy places the organism in Eukaryota, Viridiplantae, Streptophyta, Magnoliopsida, Aquifoliales, Aquifoliaceae. The record is from the annotation of a GenBank genome assembly.